Heteronotia binoei (common prickly gecko) is the source of this 6693-nucleotide messenger RNA. RefSeq names its product RAB11 family interacting protein 2 (gene RAB11FIP2). Gene Ontology annotation, cellular component: endosome; phagocytic cup. Gene Ontology annotation, molecular function: small GTPase binding. Lineage: Eukaryota; Metazoa; Chordata; Lepidosauria; Squamata; Gekkonidae. The transcript is spliced from 5 exons. Gene Ontology annotation, biological process: regulated exocytosis. Bases 149 to 1696 code for a protein of 515 amino acids. The record is from RefSeq and is a predicted model, not a curated record.
AUUAAGAAAUCUGAGCCCAGUGUAAAACCCUUGGUUAAGGAAUAGUUGAGAGAUUUGCACAUACAGAUAUCAAGGAUCUGUAAAGCUUUGAAGUUCAUCUCUAAAGUAGUAAGACUUCUUCAGGCUUUAUCACCUCCGCUUGAACCCCAUGUCGGAGACUAUGUUGGCAGAACAAACCCAGAAGUGGUUCCCCACUCAUGUACAGGUCACGGUCCUUCAGGCCAAAGGCUUAAAGCCGAAGGGCAAAGGUGGUACUAAUGAUACAUAUACGAUCAUACAAUUGGGAAAGGAGAAGUACUCCACCUCAGUGGCAGAGAAGACCCUGGACCCUGUGUGGAAAGAAGAGGCCUCAUUUGAAUUACCUGGAUUGCUGAUGGAAGGAAAUUCAGAAAAAUACAUUCUCUGCUUGAUAGUCAUGCACAGGUCCCUUGUUGGCCUUGAUAAAUUUCUGGGACAAGUGGCAAUAAAUCUGAAUGAUAUCUUUGAAGACAAGCUAAGAAGAAAAACAGAGUGGUUUAACUUAGAAUCUAAACAAGGAAAAAGAACGAAAGACAGAGGAGAGAUAAAGGUCAAUAUUCAGUUUAUGAGGAACAACAUGACAGCAAGUAUGUUUGAUCUAUCUAUGAAAGACAAAACUAAAUCUCCUUUUGCUAAACUGAAGGACAAAAUGAAGGGACGCAAGACUGAUGGGACCCUUUUGGAUACAUCUUCUGCAAUCAUUCCAAGCACUCACACUCCAGAAACGAGUGCUGUAACUUCCCUUAGUGAAAUACAGUUAAAAUCAAAACCAAAAAAGCCUUUUCUUUUGGGACCUCAACGACUAUCAUCAGCUCAUUCAAUGUCUGAUUUAACUGGACCUCAAGUGUCCUCGGAAAAAAUUAAAUCAGGCACAGUUGGAAAUCCAUACUUCUUCAGACGUCAGCUAGAAUCUGUUGGUUCUGUGGAUGAAAGUGGAAAUCUAAAAUCUCCACACAGACGGACACUAAGUGCAGAUACAACUAAAGUGAAUCGUCUUGACAACACAGCUGAUGACAGUGAGUCUGCUUUUGGAGUGCAGAAUGACCCUUUUACAAAUGUGAGUGCUUCAUUGCCUCAGAAAUUUGCAACACUGCCAAGACAGAAGAAUCCAUUUGAAGAAAACCCUAUAUCGUGGGACCAAAACAUAGGCCUGUUUUCAAAAACUCAUGAAAUGAAAAAAGACAUUAAGAAAGAGAAAAAGGAGAAGGUCAGUCUUUUUGAAAGAGUCACUGGGAAAAAAGAUAGUAAGCGGUCAGAAAGACUUAGCAAUGGAGGAUCAGAUGGCUCCACUGACUUGAAAUCACCUAGUGUAUUUGGUGAAAAUCAUCAAGGCAGUUUUGAUUUUGAUCUGACUAAUCCCUUUACAAGCAGCUUCAAGGCGACAAAUGCACUGUCAUCUUCUAGUUCUAAUGUGAAUCCUUCAAAAACUGAAGAUCUCAGGAAAGCAGCGGAUGGAAAUCCUUUUGAUGCCACUGCAGGGUAUCGUAAUCUUACAUAUGAAGAGGUGUUACAGGAAUUAGUGAAACAUAAAGAACAACUGAAGAAAAAGGACACCCACAUUCGUGAACUUGAGGACUACAUUGACAAUCUUCUUGUACGAGUAAUGGAAGAAACUCCCAGUAUUCUCCGAGUGCCAUAUGAACCUUCUCGACGAGCUGGCAAAUUUUCCAAAAGCUGAGGCCCCUGCCACCACCCCAUGGCAUUUCUUUCAAGAGUAAUGGGAUAGACAGCCUAUUGAUACCUUAAUUUCUAUUAUCCCCUCAUUUUUUCCUGAAAGGUUGACUCUAAAUAUCAGCAAGUUUUGUACAAACCUGUAUGUGAACUUCAUAAUAUUUGCAAAAAUAAACUAGGUUCUGUUUGCCAUAUAAUAUUCCUAUUACAUUAAACAUUUACACAAGGAUAAUUUUUAUAUCAUAGCUAAUGUAUACAAUUGUACACAUAGGAUUCCAUACACUUGAAUAUUUACUUUGCACUUCAGUCAGUCUCUGAUACAGCAUGCUGUCAAUGUGGAUGCGCACAAGCAGGUUUACAAAGCUAAACAUGAAGAAAAAUGUGAUAAUAUGAGAGUUAUUAACAUGUCAUUGAUAGCCAUCAAACCACACUUAAUAAAGAGGAAGCUUCAUACCAUGUGUUUGCCAUAUUGGUUUAAAGUGGAAUUCAUUUGAAACAUUUAAAUUGCUAUCUCUGAACCUAUUGCUAUCCUUAGGAAUUUGGGCUUUCCAAAUGGCAACAUAGCAAGAUAUUAAAAUUGUCUGGAAUAUAACAAAUUGUAUAUGUUGCAUAUAGGAACAUCAUACCACUUAUUUAAACAUACAAGCAUACCUUAAGGUUGAGCAAGUGAAACAAAAGUAAUACCUCAUGUGUUUAAUGUCUAUGUGAAUUAAGGUCAGUACAGCUGACUGACAGUAAUGUUUUGAAGAAUCAAUGUGUGUCAUUGUAUGUAUCUUUUCCUGGUUUUUGCCAAACUGGGAAAGAAAAUGCAAAUUGUAUACUCGUUUGUUUUUGCCAAUAAGGAUGAUUACUGUUUUAAAGAAGCAGUUUCAACCCCCCCCCCCACUAUACUCCUUGUCAGAUAUCAAAUAGUGUCCUUUAUGUAAGCGUUGUGGAUGUAUUUGGUUAAACACAUCUCAGAUUGAGUAAUACUUGCAUAUAGUGUUUUGUCCACCUCUCAGAGUGGUAAAUGCAAUUUCUAAUGGGAAACAUGCUUCAUACCAAUUAAAAAAAUUAUAGUAUUGUAAUUUGCAUUAUACAGUUCUUAAUAGAGCGUUUGCUAGAUGAAGUAUGGAAUAGGUUUCCACAAGGCAAGGACAAUGGAGUGUUAAAAAGUAGGACCCCUUUGUGCUAAUGUUUGCAAAAUGCUAAUGUUUGCAGAAUCCUACAAUGAAUAAUUUUUCUAAGAAAAAAAUGAAUAAAACUUACUUUCAUCUUUUUACAAAUAAAUUUUUGUAAAUGCCCCUAGUUCAGGUAGUUCAUAGAUGUAUGCUUUAAGCCCUUUCUUUCAGCCAUGUUCCCAUUUGCAGAGACAACCAUACUAGAAUAUCUGAAACCUCCCCUGCACAAAGGAACACCAGCUUUUUGUGAGGCAGGAGAGAUGCAGAUUCUGGAACAACAACAAAAGAAUACAAUAUCUCAGGAGGUUUCUCUGUUAUCUUCCUAGUGGCAGCAGAGAAAGGGAUGAUGCAGCAAAAAUGCACAGACAUUGUAUAUCCAAGGUCUUCAGGGUGAGUCUUGCAUGAGGAUAGCUACCAAAGAACUCUGCAAGGAGUUACAGGUGUAGUUGAAGUUUUGCACUAUAGAAAGUAACCACUUUGGAUCAACUGCUCAUGCUGGUUGGCAGCCCCCCACGACAAUAAUUUUCUUUCAGCAAGCCCCCAUGCACCAUCCGCUUGUUACAAAUGGGGGACAUUGCCACUACAUAAUCUCUUUAAUCCCAGCAACCUGUUGACUCCAGUUUAGCUGCACUCAUGCACGUUUGUAAGAUGCCUGCAGUGACAAAGAAUAGCUUGUACUGGAGUACUGUUUUGGAGUGCUCAGGGGAGAGGACUGUGAUUGGCUGCAUAUUUAGUCAACAUUCUAAACUGUGAAAGGCUAGGGGACUCAGUAACUAUUUUUAAAACUAUGUCAGGGUUAUCACUGGUGUAAUGUUAUGCUGGCACCAGGAACAGGAGUUUAGUGAAUAAUUUCUGGUCUGUCCCCAAUUCUGCCAUUUCUCAUUUGGCUUGGAUUUAUAUCAGCUUGUCUGAUGUGGCUUAGUGCCAACAUAUUUUCAAGAUACCCCCGUGUAGACCUUUGUCCCUGUUACAGGAUGUUCAUAGUCAGGACUUAAGAUGGUGCCAUUAAUCCAAUUCCAAGUCUUCAUUGUUUUACUUUAUUCUACUAUAUGCAAGUGCCAAAUGAUGCAUUCUAAUCCGUUCUUUGUAAUUUUGGCUUUCUGCAUUUGAAAUAGAUGUGUACCUUCACUGUUUAUACCACAUUGAAUUUUUAAAAAGUAUGAAACUUUCAAAGCUUGCAAAUGUUUCAGCAUACUAAUGAAUUCUGUCCAUGAUGUUGGAAGUCAUUGGGUGAUUGAUAAUAAACUUGAACUUGCAUUAUGUGCAAGUUCAUCAGACCUCUUCAAUGAGUUGCUAAAGUAAAAUAGGAGCAUAAACCAUAGAAUGCUUAAGCUUAUAUUGUUAGAAAUAUUUAUUCUCUAUUACCUUUAAAAUGAUACUCAACUCUUAAUGUGAAUUAUCAAAGUACAUAGUGGACUAUACAAAUUUUAGUACACAGCAGAGGCAGUAAGAACUUGAUGAUAGUGUAUGUGGUGUGUGUAUAGAUUACAUUAGCUGAAAAACUUCUGUAUCCUCUCUGAUCUACAAGUGAGCAUCUUAUUUGACACUUAAUUGCAAACAUCAGGAAGACAGAUGUACCUUAGAAAAGGUGUAGUUUCUAAAAUAGGCACAGUGCAUUGUUUAUAAACAAAUGUAUAAUUUGUGUCUAAAGACAGCUAUUUGAAGUAAGUUUUCUCUCUGACCAGCUUCUACAUCAUCAAGCAGGCAUGCAACUGCCUUUUACAACAGUACACUUUUAGGAGCAACAACCAAGGCCCAGCUAUAGUUGAGAUAAGAGCCUCUGUGUAUGAUAGUAGUGCAUCACUUCACCCACAUACAGGGACACUUCUCUUAGAGUCCAGUCUCAGUGGGAUCACUCUGCUGUUUUAGAAUGUUCAGUCUCACUGUGUCUCGUUAAACUACAUGCAAUAUUCAUCUUAGAAUAAGUGUUGUCCACUAGAACAUUGUAUAAUUACUUUCAGUGUAAAAUAGCUUCUGUAGAGUAGUUUAGGAGCUGGAAAAAUCCAUCCUCUCAGGACCCGCAUUGUUCAUCCCCCAGAUGGGUGAUGCUGGGAAUGCACAUGUUUCACACAUUCUUUACAGAGCUUUCUUGUUAGCAUGAAGGGCUUAUCAGCAGACAUUUUGAAAUGUUCCUUUUGAAGCCACACCACCUACCAGCAGAAUAUUUAGUACUUUUUGUAAAGCACAUGAAGUCAUGUUUAGGGUUGUAAAUAUCAGGUGAAAAGUUUAUUGCCAUCAAAGAGAAUGUUUAAUAUUUAUAUUGCUUUUGCUGUUGUGUUUUUUAUGUUGAGCUUGAUUGCCACUUACCAAUGAAUGUAGAAUUAUCUAUAGAUGAAGUUUAGCUACAUCUAAUGUCAGCUGUAAAUCAAGGGCUAUUUGUAAUGGUCCAGCUCUGACAGUGUUGCCUUGUAUUUGAAGGUUUUAUGAAUGUGUCCACUUUCUCCAUUAAACACAGUAGUAAUCAGUUCACUCCUUUCUAGCCCCCAUUAUCUUUACUCAGUUAAAAUAUUUUUAAAAGCAUAUUGUCUUUACUUCUGCACUAAAAUAUUAUUCACAACCAUCUCUCUUAGAGAUUAACAUAGAUUAUAUUCUCCCAGAAAUGGAAGUCAUAGCCCCCCUAACUGUUGUAGAAAUAGUACAUGAACUUGUAUGUGUUUUAAAAUAGGCUUAAUAAACACCUACUUCUUGCUCUCUCGAAAGCAACUAAUGACUGAUUACAGAACUGCUCAAUUAAAAGGGCUUCUAAUUCUGUCGAAAGUACUUAUUUCAGGUAUUCAAAGGGCUGAUUUCCAGAAGUACAAGAAGCAUGUUGGUGCAGUAACAUGGCUCGCACUUCUGAAUCCCCACUCUGUGUAUCUAAAUUGAUUCUAAAUGUAAUAAUGGUUUACUGGCAGUAUUGAAUAUACAUCAGUAUUGUUCUUUUAAGUGGCUUAGGGUUCUUUUAAAAAGGUUUUCAGCUUCAUUUAUGCCAAGUAAUGGUCAAAGCUACACAUUCUGCUAGUGUUCUGUGACUGAUAAUGCAAUCUUAAUUUUCAGUGGGCUUGGAAGGGUGUAACUGCUUAGGCAUCUCCUGACUUGUGCUUUAAUCUUACCAAGCACCCUUGAGAGUGUCUGGUCUGCAUGAAGGCUGUAGUGGUGGGGUACAGUAGAGAUGGGGUUAACUUCCUCUCCAUAGGAUUUCUCUAAUAUUUAGAGAGUAGACACACAAACUACCACCUCUUAGGGGGAAAAGACAGGUAUGAUAUACAGGAAUGAUCUCCUUACUGGAGCUAUAAACAGCUUGGGGCUCAGCCAGUUUCUAUCAGACAAACAAUGAAUACAGGAGGAGGAGGUAAACUCUUCUUAUGCCUACACUGCAACUGUAGUUCAGGUGUGAACUUCAUGGGAAUUCUAAUUUUGACUCUAAGGUGUAAUUUGAUGCUAACAAUGCCAGAAGCUUUGUUGGCCCUCAUUUGAGAUUUUCGAAUAUGCCAUUUCAAUCUUGCACAUGAUGUAACUGCUUUGUUCAGCUUAGAUCUUUCCACACUGGUAUAUUUAUUUUGGUACAAUAUAAUGCUGUAGAAUCAUAUAGCAAGUCUAUAAAAGAUACGAGCAUGUCUUGGCAAAUGAGGGUUUGUAUUUUUGUGCAAUGAUUGAUUAAAUGUGUAUUGGCCACAGGAAGUCACAUGUUUAAGACCUAUGUGGCAUUUAUGUAUGUAGAAUGAUGAAAAGCAUGCCAUGUCAUUUGAGGUUGCAUUUGUAGUCCUAAACAUUUCUUACUUGAUCAGAUCUGUAAUCUUAAUUUUAGAAUUUCCCCAGUUGUUGUUGCACGUCAGACACCAAUAAAAUGCCAUUGUGCACUCCA